AUGAAAGUAGUGGAUGCGUAUCCAGCAUCUUUUAAAGAUGCUUUCGAUGGUACUCUCAUCGGAACUGGCUACGACUCUGUUCUGAAUCAGCUUGUGGCACGGGCAGAAAACAUGAAAAGAGAAGAAUCCCAAAGUAGGAAUUGUAAUCAGAGGCAGUCUCAGAAGCGCUCAAGCUUUAUAAGCAGAACAUUCACUACUCCGCCUGGUGAUCCCGAGGAGUUGAGACAGAAGCAGCUUGCACUGCAGGCUAUGUUCAAGGAGGACCCAUCCUACAGAAAUGAUGUGAGUGUGCUGAUGGAAUCGACAUACUAUUUGCAACAAGAAGACAUUAAAGCAGGCUUGGCCAUACCAGAGCUCAAGAUCACAUGGCCGUUCUUGUGUACAGCAUGUGGAAUUCAAGGUCACCUCAAGAGCAUUCUCAAUAUUGACCUCAAGGAAACGCUUGAGCGUUCUUUAACAGAAAAAAAGUGCACUAUCAUGAAUUUUUUCAACAAGGGAAGGCAUGGAAAAAAAGCUGUAAUGAAGGUGUGGGAAGUGUUGCAAGCUCAACAUAACAAAACUGAACAUGUGGAGCUGCUUGGUGUGAUCCAGCUAAUUACCUCCUGGUUUGGGGAAGACCUCAGUGAACUUGUGCAGAAGAGAGAGGCAUGCUUGACUCCGACGGAGAUAGAGGAACUUGGUGAUGUGCCCCUGUCACCAUGCAUAAUUGCAGCAGGUGAUGACUUGUGGAACCUAGAGGAGUACCUCGUUCUUGUGGAUCACCAUGUGUUGGGAGCGACUGGAGACUUUACUACAGCAUUCUGCAUGUUAUUUGCAAGGUAUUUUUGCUUUCAUGUGUGCUAUGCUGAAGGAGUGGAGUCAACGCUGGAAUUUAUUCAAAGGGCACUUUUUGGCAUCAAUCCAGACCGUGGCAGCAAGGGGAACAAGAAAACAAAGAAAGUCAACCCCAAAGUCCUCAGUCUGACGAAGAAAAUAAUGGAAUGUGAGUGGAAUGUUUAGAUUUUGAAAGACAGACAAAAGCACAAGUUUGAUAUCUCUUGCAAAGGGAAUGUGAUAUUUAUUUUUGCCUGGAAUGGACAGGUGUGCGGCACAAGUGCGAUGAAGGCAUCACAAAAGGACUGUGAUAUUUUUUUGCGCCUGGAACGGAUAGGUGCGGAGAACAUUAAUAAAUGGCAGUGGUGCCCAUUUCUGCUACGUUUUCUGCCUGUACAGCAUAUUUCCACUUCACAUUUUACAGAAGUGGCCUAAUCCAUGCAUGCAGUUUUUAGGCUUUGAGGGACCUUUGUACGUGCAUAGAUGAAAAGCAGCAGCGCUGCUACUGUGUAAAUCAGGUCGAAUGAAUUUCACUGCAUGAGAUAGCAUAGACAUUGAAGAUCGAGAUUAAGUUUUCUUAUGCAUGACGAA
Messenger RNA from Rhipicephalus sanguineus (brown dog tick), 1404 nucleotides. RefSeq lists its product as uncharacterized. Lineage: Eukaryota; Metazoa; Arthropoda; Arachnida; Ixodida; Ixodidae. The transcript is spliced from 5 exons. The record is from RefSeq and is a predicted model, not a curated record. Bases 1 to 999 code for a protein of 332 amino acids.